Molecule: messenger RNA, 3513 nt
Organism: Durio zibethinus
Lineage: Eukaryota; Viridiplantae; Streptophyta; Magnoliopsida; Malvales; Malvaceae
Source: RefSeq, a predicted model, not a curated record
AUGACCUUUCUUUCACAGAUCUCUUCCACUUUGAUAUACGUAUUUUCUUUAUGAGACUGAUAUGCUGUUGUCAAAUAAACAAUUUUUGGAUGAAAUGCGGGUUGCUAAGAUAAGAAUGUUUAGAAGUUCAUUUGGAAAGAGCAAAAUCUUGGGACAAAAAUCAAUUCAAUUCAAUUUUGCUUGCAUUUGGCUGUUCAACAAGGACCGAUGCCUAUUGAAUCUGCAUGUAGGAUGGAGAUGGUUUUUGUUGAAUGUGUUAAUAAAUUGGUAGAGAGCAUAGGUAGUGGUCUUGGAUAAUAUAGAAUCUCAGUUAAGGUAUAAUUAAUUAGAAUGCCUGGCUUCUGAAUAAAGACAAAUGACAUAUUUCAAGUUCUGCUGACUGCACCUGUUGGGUUAAUGACUCAGGCAAGUUUCAUGCAUUGCUGUCUUCAAAAUAGACACUAACCCAAUUAAGAUAGAAUCACCUGUGCAAUAUUAGUCCUUAUUGACACCUUAACCAAUCAAAAAAAUCAUGCCUUUUUCUUUUCUGUGCCCACGAUAAUCUCUUCAUUCAUUAUUUUUAAUCUUAAACUAUAUUUUCUUCAUGAUUAUAUGACUCUAUGCUAUCCAAUGUCUUUAAGAAUAAAUACAGACCGUUGGUGUUUUCCCAAAGGAAACUGUGAUCGGAUUUCAGAAUAUGCAUGCUCUUUUCUCUUUUUGUUCUUGGUAAUGUAUAACUUGUAGAAUGACUAGUUGAUAUUUGCAUCUUAUUUUGGGUAUGAAAGCAGAGACAACAUCCAAGUCCAUGCUGGGUGGUUUAGGCUUUUGAGGUUUCAUAGAUGCAUGCUAUUAGAAAGUAUAAUUAACUGAUAGACAUUUUAGAUAGUAAGAUUGAACCCUGUGUUUUUAGCAUCCAUGAGAAGCAUUUACCUGUGAUUAGCUGGUGAUUUGGUCUGAAUCACAUGUGAUAAAGCAUUUAAAUUUUUCUAUUUGUGUCAAUGAGUUGAGCUUUGUCAAGUGCUUGGGACAUGGGUAACUUGAUGAUGCUCAGUCAUGACUCAUGAUCUUACUGAUGAUACCAAAACUUCCUUUUUUUUUCUCUCUUUCCUGUCAUCACUUGUUCAAUUUGAGCAUUGGCUCAAUUUCUGGGUGCCUGUCUUCUGCUUAAUUUGAUAGUUUGAAGCAACUUCAUUUAUGCUGCAUAUGGCUUGUGAAACUAUAAAUUGAUGAUAUUACUGCAGAUUAAGCUAUAAGAAGAUUACUGUGCACUCUUUGCUAUGAAUCAUGGCUUGUCUUUUGAUUUCUAGUGACCAAAUUUCGUCAGUUUUUCAAGAGUUAUUGUUUAAAAAGCCCAUCUGGUGCUUGAGACUCAACCAAUCAAAGCAAAUUUUUAUCAAGCAUGUAAUACUCUGGAAUCCUUGAGGGUCACUUGCUAGAAAAGCCUUGAGUUUAUCUUUUUUAUGCAACAUUCUACAUGAACACCAUGAGACCAUGGGGGUUUGGUGGUUAUAAUGGGAUAAUCCACUCAAGCUUCAGCAUGGGGCAAUAGAAAGUCCGGUGAUGCAGCCUAUCUUGGCCUGUUGGACCUAGAAACAGGGGCGGAGGUGGGUACCUUGGUGGACUAUGGAAACAACGUUUGAAUAGUAGUUUAGGACUUUAGCUUCUUAAAACUCUGCAGAGAAGAACAGCAUCAUUUUUUUUCCUCCUAUUUUAUUUUUAUUUUCCCUUAUUUAUCCCAUUUUUCCCCUUGUGCUGGCAUAGAUUAUUUUUAUCCAACCUGGCCUUUUAAGAUAUGUACAUAUUUUUGUAUUAUUACCUUGAAGUUUUGAUAAUGCUAAGCUGUAUCUCCGUUAAUAAGUUUAGGGGCUUUUUCUUAACAAGUUGUAUAAUGUACCCCCACCAAUCCAAGUGAAAAUGAUUCAAAGCCUGAAAAAGAUUGCAGCGAUUGAUUCAUGGAGAAUAGCUCUAGCUUUGCUGAAAAGAUGGAGAAGUAAAGAAGAAACCUGUGAAAAAUGUAUUCUCAUUAUUGUCAUUUGAUCUCUUUUAAAGCUAUUUACUGCUCCAAAUUUACUCCACUCACGUUUUAUCUACCAAAUUAAUGCGCUCUUUCUUUCUUUUUGAUGCUAAAACUUGAAUUGAAUUGAACCUCCUAACUCCAUUUUUGGUUCUCUUCUUCCAUGCACAGUUCAUCCAACCCAUGAAAGAUCUCUCCUUUCUCUUGAAGAACUUGGUUGGGGCCAAGAUGAAGAAACGAAUCAGAAAUUUUUACAAUGGUGAUGGCUCGACCUCUACUCUUAACCGACGCCAGGCUGACCCUGGUGGCACUGCUAGAAAAGCAACAUUGGAGGAGAUGAUAUUAAGGUUGGAGUUUGAAGAAGAGCAUGCUAGAGCAAAGCUCCAUGAAUAUAGUGAGAUUCGAGGUGGCAGGAUGUCGUGUGUUAACAAUUCUGAUAUCCUGCGAUCUGCCAGGAAUGCGUUGAAUCAGUACCCUCGCUUUUCUCUCGAUGGAAAAGAUGCCAUGUAUCGAUCAUCCUUUACAAACUCUGAACUUGGAUUGAGAUCAGAAAGAUAUUGCAAUCUUGGGUUGGAAUCGAGAUCAGGGAAACGUUUACGUUUGCCAUCUACUGUGGGUGGGGACAGGGUGAUUUGGUGCAAACCAGGGGUGGUAGCCAAGUUGAUGGGUUUAGAGUCGAUGCCAGUGCCAAUAAGUAGUAGCAGAAGGUUGAUAGUGAACGAAAACUCCGUUCUCUGAUAAAGAGACAAUCUUUGGAGGAGAGCUGAAAGGCAUGAAAUGGAGAGAAGAACUGCCAUGGAAAUGAGCAAUAAUUCCGAUGAUUUCUGGAAAGCAAGGAUGGGUUCCUGUUCAAGGCCAGGGUACUGUGAGAUAAAGCUAGUUGUUAUAGAGCAAGCGAAUGGUGAUGGUCGCUGGCCAACCCGACGUUUUCUUUAGAUACGACGUAAUGUUAUUUUACAUCUGUUAAAUUUUAUGAUCUUAUAUUCAAGUUUGAUCUUUCUAUUUGUUAUUAAUACUUAUUAAAUUAAUGCUUAACAUGAUAUCAGGAACUAUACUAUUGUUCCAUCUGUCAUUCCUGCAUGAUAUCUCUUUCAAAUUUGUCGUUUUUCUGGGAUGUUUAACAUGGCAGAUAACACCCCGACAUUUGUUCACCAUGUCGAAGUUUGUUACCUUGUACGAUAUGUCUGGCAGAAAUGUUUUCUGCAAAGCAAAAUCCCCUUAUUUCAUCUCUAUAUUUUUGGUCGAUUUAUUAUUGAUUUUUGUAUAUCUCCACAAGAAAGUGAUGAGUAUUUCAUGUAUUCUUGUCUUUUGAGCCUCAAAAUCUCUAUAGAUAUAUAAUCUUACCAUCCAACAAUCGAAGUGGCAGAGAUUUUCUAUUAACAUCUCUUGAUUUCAUGAAACAAAUAAAUAAUUAUAAAAUCUAAGCUUAUACCCAAUUCUCAUGGUAGAUUGGUGCAAGAAAUCAGUGAAAAAGAAGGAAGAUCAUUGAGCAAAUUGGACACAAACAAUUGUUUUCUUCA